GCCCCGCUCGCCUCGGGGCCCCGCUGGUGGAAAGGGGACCUCGAGCAUGCGGAGCAGGGCUCGGCCAGGCAGCUUGCCUGCCACGAGUUCGGAGGCGACCUGAAGGAGCUGGACGGCUUCAACCACUCCGCGGCGUGCGCGAGCGCGGCCUCGAGCGCGCCCCCUUCGGCUUGCGACGCGGACUUCGUGGUGGCGGAGGGCCCCGAGGCUCUCGCCGUCGGCGCUGCGGCUGACGACGUCGACGACGGACAGGGAGAUGCCUCCGCGGUGUUCAUCUCGGCCGACGGGCUCGAGGAAGGGCCCGAGGAGGAUGUCGUGGAGGAGGUGCACGGUGACGUGCUGGAGCGGGUGGUGGGGGACGCCGCGGCCCUCGCGCCCGCUCCCCAGCUUGGUGCGGCGGCUCGUGCUCGCCUUCGCCUCGAUCGACUCCGACUUCAGGUCGUCAAGGGUGCCGCGGUGCCCAUCGACGACCGCGACCUCCGCAGACCUGGCUGGCAGGCCGCCGACGCCGCAGCUGGGGUGGAGGUGCCCCCGACGCCUGCCCAGCAGCGCGAGGGGCUCCGCUGGGUGAGACGGCUUCUCGCUGAUCCUGGGGCCUGGCACGGAGGCGCGGUCUGGGAGCCUGAGUCCAUCGAAGAGGCGGCCAGACGCAUCGACGGCGAGGGCUCGUGCCGCGCCCGCCGUGCCGCUCGCUGACCCAGCGCGCCCGCUGCCGCGGCGACACUCCUCGAGCUGGUGCGGUAGCCUCUGGGCGCAUAUCUGCUUCUCGCCCCGCGGGAGGCCGCGGAGAUCGGACGCUUGGGGAGAUGGCUGCGGGCGGCGGCCAAGCAGCCCGCGCGGCUGCUGAGCCGGCAUGCGCUGGGGGCUCCCUCUGGCCCGCGAGGCGCUCCAGGCAGGCGGCGGCUCGCGCCGCCUGCGCUGGGCGGCUGCAGGCGGCCCUGGCGCGGGUGACCGACCUCGAGGCGGAGUGCGCGCGGCUUCAGGCGGAGCUGGGCCACGCGCUGGACGCUAGCCAGGCGGUGGCUGUGGCUGCGGCGCGCGCAGCCGCGCAGGAGGCCCGCGGGUCCGCGGCCCCUGCGGCGGAUGCUGUCCAUGACGGUGGUGGUCUUCCUGGUGCUGGCUCUGGCGGCGACGUCGAGAGCUUGUGCGAGGACUCAGCGGGCCUGGACGGCAAGAGGGACCCGCUGCUCCGCGCCGCGGUCCCCGAGGUCGUCGCAAGGCUGGCGCUGGUCGCGCCCGUCAUGGCGGCGGACCUCUUCAACGAGCCUGCAGCCACCCUGGACGUCGGGCGUCGGAACGUGGUCUGCCACAACCCGACGAUCUCGGCGGCGGAGGUGCGCAGGCUAUCUCAGCGGGCGCUCAACCGCCUGCAACGCUCGGAUGCUCCGAGGGCACGGCGGGGUCGGCAUGGAGGGCAGCCUCGUCACGGUCGCAGCGCUGGUGUUCGCGGCCGUGGAGCUCUUCCUCCUGUUCGCCCUGCUGGUGCUGGGCCUCCGGUGCGGCUGCGGCCGCCUCGCGGGGCUUCCGGCGCCCUGCCCCACCGGCGCCAGCCCGCGGCUCGCUCGGCCGCCGAGGGCGUGUCGGCUUCCUGGGAGGUCGCCUGCCGCCGCGGGCGCAGCCUCCCAGCGGGCGCCCGCUUCGCUCUCGCUGAUCGUGCGCGUCUUUCGGCUGCCCCUGUGCCCGCCCCGCUCGCCUCGGGGCCCCGCUGGUGGAAAGGGGACCUCGAGCAUGCGGAGCAGGGCUCGGCCAGGCAGCUUGCCUGCCACGAGUUCGGAGGCGACCUGAAGGAGCUGGGCGGCUUCAACCACUCCGCGGCGUGCGCGAGUGCGGCCUCGAGCGCGCCCCCUUCGGCUUGCGACGCGGACUUCGUGGUGGCGGAGGGCCCCGAGGCUCUCGCCGUCGGCGCUGCGGCUGACGACGUCGACGACGGGCAGGGAGACGCCUCCGUGGUGUUCAUCUCGGCCGACGGGCUCGAGGAAGGGCCCGAGGAGGAUGUCGUGGAGGAGGUGCACGGUGACGUGCUGGAGCUGGUGGUGGGGGACGCCGCGGCCCUCGCGCCCGCUCCCCAGCUUGGUGCGGCGGUUCGUGCUCGCCUUCGCCUCGAUCGACUCCGACUUCAGGUCGUCAAGGGUGCCGCGGUGCCCAUCGACGACCGCGACCUCCGCAGACCUGGCUGGCAGGCCGCCGAUGCCGCAGCUGGGGUGGAGGUGCCCCCGACGCCUGCCCAGCAGCGCGAGGGGCUCCGCUGGGUGAGACGGCUUCUCGCUGAUCCUGGGGCCUGGCACGGAGGCGCGGUCUGGGAGCCUGAGUCCAUCGAAGAGGCGGCCAGACGCAUCGACGGCGAGGGCUCGCGCCGCGCCCGCCGUGCCGCUCGCUGACCCAGCGCGCCCGCUGCCGCGGCGACACUCCUCGAGCUGGUGCGGUAGCCUCUGGGCGCAUAUCUGCUUCUCACCUUUUGUGGGAGGCGCCGCACUGCGCACCCACGUGGCGUGGCGGGCGUGCUGCACCUUGGAGGCCGCUGUUUUGCGGAGCCUCCUGGCCGCAUUUUGCGGCUCUCGCCUUCGAGGCGGCAGGAUCGGUUCGUGCUGCACGGGCUGCCUUGUCAUUUUUUUUUUUUUUUUUUUUUUUUUUUUUUGUUUAA
Messenger RNA from Prorocentrum cordatum, 2641 nucleotides. Lineage: Eukaryota; Dinophyceae; Prorocentrales; Prorocentraceae. The record is from the annotation of a GenBank genome assembly.